GAAGAUCACACGGAUACGUGUGGCAGACAAGGACACAAUUAGAUGACGAGGAAUAAAAAACCAACUCACUUAAAAUAAAAGGAAGAGUUUAUUAACCAGUUUCCUUUGCAUUUACAGCCAUUGUGACACAAGAUCAUGAACUGUCUCCAGCUUUUACUUCUUUUGGUUUGCACCAUUAAUGAGGCCUAUGGACGGUUACAGGGCUAUAUGCCUAUGGUCAGGUUGGAGUUAGAUGUUUUCUCUGGCAGAACUAACCCUUGGGUUGAUGUACCUCUUCCAUUUAUGAUGAAUAUGAUGAAUGAGAAUCCACCAAGGCCCAUGAAAAAAACUGUCAAAGAGCUUGGAUAUCGGGGAUUUAUUCUGAACAAUGGACAAAAUACCAUGACGAUUCCCGGUGGUUCCAGCCGACAACUUGAGGGACGACUGAUGAGGUUUUUCAAUAUCCCUAUGAAUGUUAGAAAACACUGCAAUCAACAGAUCUUUGGCAAAAACUCCAACAACCCUAUAUACACGGAAUCUGUCAGAAGUUGUCAGAAUCCACAAUCAUCAACAGUAUUUGAGGCCUCUAAAUGGAAUGCAAAUUCAGCUGUACAGAGUGGAAACAACUGUUAUAACUACGCCAACGACAUCAUAACAAACACAUUUGCGCAACCAGGAAAAGCGAGUGGGUACAAUUAUCCAAGCAUCUCUGGUGCAAAUAUGCAGCGUGGUUCUGAACUAGACGGACUGGCGUUCGUCGCGUCUCCAUCACAAAACUGUUUACCAGCUCCAAAUCGUAACUUAAUAGCUCUUGUAAUAUGGCCAGAAGUCGAUUACCAUUUCUACCGUUUGGACAGCGAUGGAUAUUUUUCACAUAAACCUGGUCAAACAGCCGCCCGAAAUGUUGAUAAUUCUGGUGCGAUGAUCAGAGAUCCCCGGGUGGCUGAUCGAGGGCCGUACACAGAAUUCCACUGUUUCAUGGAGACCAGUAAUAACAGUGUCCGUAUCAUGUGAAACUGAAACUUUUGAACAAGAAAAUCUAUCAACAGUGGCCCAGAGUUGUUGUUUUUCUAAUUUGGCGAAUGAAACAAAGUAUCACUCAGAUGAAUUAUAGAUAAAAUAAAGUUACUUAAAUUACCA
This is a messenger RNA of Ostrea edulis (European flat oyster), 1119 nucleotides long. RefSeq lists its product as uncharacterized. NCBI's taxonomy places the organism in Eukaryota, Metazoa, Mollusca, Bivalvia, Ostreida, Ostreidae. The transcript is spliced from 5 exons. The coding region runs from base 136 to 993 and encodes 285 amino acids. The record is from RefSeq and is a predicted model, not a curated record.